AUGGCCGCACCCAUCAACGAGCCAUGCCUUUCACCAACAGAAAGCCUCCCCUCUGAAGAUGAUGAAGAACAACAACUCUUAUUCGAGCUCGACGAGCUCCACAGCCUGAAACCGCCCGAACAACUAUCCACACCCGGCUUACUCCUCCUGACAUGUCCCAGCCUCGGGCUUCAAGUCUGCUGGUUCCUACUACAAUCCAGCGGCACGGUCCGUCCACCAUCCAUCCAUCUCACCCAUCCCUCCCCAUCAUCACAGUCACUAAAAGCAAAGAUGAACCAGCCCUACCUAAGCUCCCUCGGCAUGAGCCCCUCCUCCAUCUCCCUAACCUGGGCCCUGGGCCCCAUCUUUGGCGCCUUCGCCCAGCCCAUAAUCGGCCAGCUGAGCGACGAGCUCCACCACCCGCUCGGCCGCCGGAAGCCCGUCAUGAUCGCCGGCGCCCUCACCACGGUCAUCUCUACCCUGCUCAUGGCCUGCGCCCCCGAGCUCACCGCACCCUUCACCGGCCACCCCCCGGCCGCAGACCCCCCUUGGCAGCCCCGCGCUCUCGCCGUCGCCUGCCUGGUGGUUGUGCUGCUGGCCUUGACCGCCUACUCCGUCGGCGUGCGCGCCAUCGUCGUCGACGCCUGCCCGCCGUCCCAACAAUCCGCCGCCGCCGCCUUUUCCAUGCGCUGGAACGUUCUCGGAUCCGCCGUGCUCUCCACCGCGGGCUUCGUCUCCACCACCAUCACCACCACCAAGCAGUCCUCAGAAACUGACCCCAUCGUCGCAUUUCGCACGCUGGCAUGCGUCGCGGCCAUCUGUUCCGCGGCCACCGUCGGGCUUGUCUGCUGGUUCGUGCCGCGGGAUGCCACGCCGCCACUCCGGCAGUCCGGUUCCGGGUCCGGAAUCGGGCGGGUCUGCGCCAUGUGUCUGCCGGGCGAGCUGGCGCGGCGCUGGAGGCGGCUGCCACCGCUGACGGGCAGGGUCUGCGGCGUGCAGCUGGUUGCGUGGUUUGGGUGGUUUCCGGUCUUGUAUUACAUGUCUACGUAUGCUCACGAAACAGAAUCCAAAGCAAAGCCCUACGCCCUCUACGCAUCCCUCUCCUUCUCCCUCGGAACCCUCCUGUCCACCCUCCUCCUGACCCUUCUCUCUCACAUCUCCAAUGUCCUCCACCCCCGCAGCCUCUCGCGCCUCUGGUUGCUCUCCCAGGUCCUCGCCACCGCCUCCCUCCUCCUCACAAUCCCCUUCCAAACCUCCACAGCCUCCCUCGUCCUCCUCUCCCUCAUCGGCGCAACCCAGGCCGUGACGAUGUGGGUCCCGUUUGCGCUGAUCAACACUGAACUUGCCGAGGUGCGUACCGGCGUGGCGGGCGUCCAGGGGCUGCACAAUAUGGCCAUUUCGCUCCCGCAGGUUGCCAGCGCGCUGGUUUGCGCUGCGGUGCUGGCGGGGCUGGAUUUGCUUGGGGUUGGACGAGAUGCGGUGUGGUUAUUGAGGCUGGCGGCGGUGCCGGUUGCCUGGUCGGCGUGGUUGAUUUGGCGGUUGGAUGGGGCUGUGGUGACGUGA
This is a messenger RNA of Colletotrichum higginsianum IMI 349063, 1542 nucleotides long. RefSeq names its product General alpha-glucoside permease. The record is from RefSeq and is a predicted model, not a curated record. Bases 1 to 1542 code for a protein of 513 amino acids. Gene Ontology annotation, cellular component: membrane. Gene Ontology annotation, biological process: transmembrane transport. Gene Ontology annotation, molecular function: sucrose:proton symporter activity. NCBI's taxonomy places the organism in Eukaryota, Fungi, Ascomycota, Sordariomycetes, Glomerellales, Glomerellaceae. The transcript has 3 exons.